AUGCGUCGAUCAAUACUGAGACAGAAAGAGCGAUGGCAGCUCAGCUACGAACUCCCGCACGAAGCAUUCAGAUCGCACGUCUACCCUCGACAGUCUUCAAAUGGCUCCACCGUCGUGGUCUACGGGCACGAGCAAGGUCUGCGUCUUGUGUGGUACGCUGGCAAGGGAUUUAAGCCGCCAAAGAAAGAUCUCCCAACACCAAAGAUAAAUGGGACUGCGAAAACCGACCCUAUGGUCAUCGACAUCGACGACGAGGACGAGGAUACGCCAGGGUCGGCAGAAACAGAAACAAGGCCUGCUGAAUUCAAACAAGAUGAGGAGGAAGUGGACCCGUCGGCGCCAUACCGAGAUGUAUUACGGCACAUCGACAUACCAUUAGGAACGGCAGCCUCGAGGAUCGCAGUGCCAUAUAUUGUAAAGGAUCUCGCCCAAGCCCCUCCAGAGUCAUGGCCUGCCAUUUACAACGAUCGCAUUAUCGUCGCUGCAGCUUGCACUGAUCUAAGCAUCCGAGUCAUCUCCACUCCUCUUGAUCCUCCCGCUCCAGAAGUGCACGACGUCUCCAGAAUGGAUGUACAAAUAUUGAAAAUAGAAGGCCCAAACUCCCACCAGCAGUUCGUCUCAGACGUUGCAAUCACUCAUACUGGAGUUGUUUUGAAGGAACAAGAGGAUGUCGAGGAACCAACUCAAGCAAGGCCUCAAACUCGCUCACAAUCUCAAUCUAAGCGGGAGACUGCAGAGGCAGAGUCAGUACAUUGGUCGCUCCUCGUGGCAUCAAUCUCGUGUACUGGUGCAGGACUGUUACUGGUGCAUCAACUUCCGCUACAAAAGAAUCAACUUGCCCCAAAUGCAGAUUAUGCUCACCCAAUCAGAAGGACAUACCUCCGUUCCUCGUCGAUGAAUGCGAGGGUCUCAUUCAAUACUUCUCCGUAUCCUGCCGAACGACAUUCGACCUUGCUCAUUACCCUUCCUGCAGAUUCCACUGUCAAGGUCUACCAAGUUUUUCCAUCACGCACUCGAGAGCGUAGAGGAUCUACUGCAACAUCUGAUUCUGUGUCGAGCACGCGCUCAUCAAGGUUUCUCACCAAUGAUCGAGGAAAAUUUCUCAUCACAAUGCUCCCGUCCUUCCGACCAGAGAACAUGGAAGUUGUCCAGCAGAGACGAAAGGCAGUCCUGGAUGCGAGAUGGCUCAUCGCUGGCCGUGCCGUCGCAACUUUGCUCGAAGAUGGCGAAUGGGGGAUCUGGGACCUAGAGGCCGUAGGACCUACGUCUUCCAGCUCCGGUGCCAAUCUCCUCCGUGGGCAUGGAAACAUCUCAGGCAUUCAAGGUGGCUCCUUGACUCGGUUUGCGAUCCGGUCGCACAUCUUUCCUGCCGUCGAGUCCAAACAGAAAUCUUCUCAUGCAGAGGCACAACCAACGUCAGGUUCUUUGGCACCGAUGACCCCGUCGACCCGUAAGGUGCGAUCCGCGGGCUUAUUCCAAGGCUCAAAACUCACCAACAACGCAUUAAAAUCGAAUAACCAACGAUGCCACGGUUCCAUCUACGUCGAGGAAAGGCUCCCGAACCGUGUCGCGCACGACGAAUCCGUGCUCAUCAGCUACGCCGAUGAAACCAUAUACGUCCCUUCCAUCCUCUCUUUCUGGAAGGGUGAGUCGAAACCAAUUCGCCUCCCACCUGCAAGGCUAGGAGGUCAGGUACCAUUGUCCAUCAGCCUCCUUCCUAGCUCAGAGAGUUCAAACAGCAUGUUUUCUGGGACCAGCAUCUUCGACAACGCACUGCUCUCUCCUCCUGACUUGCUCAUCCAAACCUCUCACCGCCUCAUCCUCUCACUGAAUCCGUUAUCUUCACGUUCCAGCGCAGUCGACCCAUCCUCACAGACAAUAGCUGCCCCGUCGGACCAAGCAUUACUCGCGUCCGGCAAUCUGGAUGUGGAGGGUAUGGACCGCCUUCUUGAUGACAUGGGCGGCGUAGGUGCAACUAAGAAGCCCAUGAACCUCUUUACGAAGAGUGUAGGGUUCCGCAUUGAUGAUGACGAUGGAGAUGAAGAUAUCGACAUGGGGAGCCCGACGCCGGCGAAAGGCAGGGGAUUGAGGAUUCCCAAUGGGAAAAAAGUGCUCGAAGGUGAGUCAGCAGUGCCGCAGAGGAGGCUAUUCACGUGA
Molecule: messenger RNA, 2157 nt
Organism: Cladophialophora bantiana CBS 173.52
Lineage: Eukaryota; Fungi; Ascomycota; Eurotiomycetes; Chaetothyriales; Herpotrichiellaceae
Exons: 2
Coding region: 1-2157 (718 amino acids)
Source: RefSeq, a predicted model, not a curated record